UAUCAAGAAAUGUGUUAAUGCACUGCACCUAAUGUUCAAUACACAUUCAUUAUGAUUUUCAGAUUCGUUGAUGACUACCGUCUCUGCUGUGCCUUAUCCAAGUUGCAUCACUUUUCUACCGAGCACAAUUGUCACACUACAAAGCCUCAAUCAGAUUUGAUUCUGUGCGACAGCCUUAUGCCAAAUAACAUACUACGAGCGGUGUUGUGGGUAUUGGGAAUAAGCGCCCUCAUUGGUAAUUUGUCCGUCUUGAUUUGGAGGCUUACACAGAAAGGGGUCGGAGGGGGUAAAAAGACGCUCUCACUUAUGGUUGGAAAUCUGGCGCUCGCAGACGUCAUGAUGGGUGUGUACAUGCUAAUCAUAGCUGUUGCAGAUCUUACAUUUGGCGAGGACUACUUUCUUGUGGCCCCUGAGUGGCGCUCCAGCAUAAUGUGUAAACUUGCUGGAGUCUUGUCCAUUCUGUCCAGCGAGGCUUCGGUGUUUUUUGUGACACUCAUCAGCGUGGACUGCUUCCUUGGCAUUGUGUUUCCGUUGAAAAACUUCUCUCUUGGGGGAAAAUCAACGACAGUCAUCAUUGUUGUCUUAUGGUUUCUGGCACUUUGUCUGAGUAUCGUACCGACCCUUUCAUUUGGGUCUGAUUCUGAUAUAUAUGGACUUUCGGAUGUUUGUAUCGGCCUUCCUCUUACCACAAAGACAUCUGGUGUGAACAAAGAUUUCCUAGAAAUCACGGAGGGGAGUGUGGUGAAACAAUUCGUCGAUAAAAUUGUCCACGCCACAGGUGAGAAACCAUCUUGGAUCCUGUCAAUCAUUCUCUUCCUUGGCGUCAAUCUGGUUUCUUUUCUUCUUGUCCUGUGUUGCUACGUCGCCAUCUUCGUCAGUGUCAAGCGGACGGCCAGUGCCGUCCGAGUGAAUGCCCACAGGGAGCGUGAAGUCAGAAUGGCGAUCAAGAUGGCGCUGAUCGUGAUGACGGAUUUCUGCUGUUGGAUGCCAAUAAUCAUCAUGGGGAUUCUGUCUCAGACGGGAACAGUCACUCUAUCCACCGAGGUGUAUGCAUGGGUCGUGGUUCUGGUUCUUCCAAUCAACUCGUCCCUCAAUCCUUUCCUUUACACUUUCUUCACAGUUUGUUGCGCGACUAAACCGAAGGCCAAACCGCAGAAAAAGGAAUCAAACAAACCAAAAUUAGAACAAAGUGCAACAAACACAAAGAAACCAACGACGCAAUCUAAGAAGAAACCAACGACGCAACCUAAGAAGAAACCAACCAAGGAGAAGAAGAAAGCUACGGUGAUUGCCCGUUUCUGCGUUGAUGAGGAUGAAGAUGAGGCCAUUGAUCAGGUGCAGUUGUUUCAGAGACCAGACCCUCCAGCAGAGACUAACGGCAAUAGCCCAGUCCGGGAUCCUUGGUCUUCACUCAAAAGCAGUUCCCCCAUCAACACCAAUCAAAUGGUAGCAGUCCCAUUAAGGGAUCUCCUGAUGAUGCGCCGAAUGGCAAGUGAUGUCCGGGAAAUUAAGGAGUGCAUCAGAUAUUGCGGCUUUCAGCCACCAACAUCUUCGGCAUCCCUAGAUCCCCCAUCAAGGUCACCAACUCGACCCAUCGCAGGACAUCGCACCACUGCCCCUUCAUCCCCUACAAUGGACCUCAAGUCUCUGUCUUCGGAUAUAAUAUCGGACAUAAAGGACAAUUCAUCAUCAGAGGCCAACUUUGCCCUCUCCUUAGUCCGAUUAUUAUUUUCGAAGACAGAGAUGAGAGAAUCAAAUUGUAGGGGUGUCAAGGGGAAGCGGCAACUAGAUCAUGUGAGGAUUAGAGCAAUCAAAGAUAUCCUGAAGAGCAAGACUACUAUUGCAGGACAAAGAUUUGACAAUUACUGGCAUCGUGAAUGCUUAAAGCCAUUGACGAAGGCUGCAGGCGCCUGA
Molecule: messenger RNA, 1914 nt
Organism: Patiria miniata (bat star)
Lineage: Eukaryota; Metazoa; Echinodermata; Asteroidea; Valvatida; Asterinidae
Product: lutropin-choriogonadotropic hormone receptor-like
Exons: 5
Coding region: 52-1914 (620 amino acids)
Biological process (GO): G protein-coupled receptor signaling pathway
Cellular component (GO): membrane
Molecular function (GO): G protein-coupled receptor activity
Source: RefSeq, a predicted model, not a curated record